Molecule: messenger RNA, 1683 nt
Organism: Didymodactylos carnosus
Lineage: Eukaryota; Metazoa; Rotifera; Eurotatoria; Philodinida; Philodinidae
Source: the annotation of a GenBank genome assembly
AUGUUGAUCAACAACGUUGGUCUUCUAAUUUAUUUUGCUCUUGUUAGUGUACUUGGUACAAUUGGCAACGGCAUAAUUCUAUUUGCUUAUUUUAAUCGUUGUGGAUCAUCUACAUCAACAACAUUCAUUGUUAUUUUGGCUUGUGUUGAUUUAUGGACAUGUUCUGUGGUUAUACCAUGUAUUGGUUUUAUGGAAUAUAACGAAUUUGAUGUCAACACACCCUUAUGUCGUUUUUAUUCAUUUUCAAAAAUAAUUAUUAUUGUUUCAUCCUUCAUUAUGUCAGCCAUUGCAUUUGACCGAUUCUUUAGUAUUGCCUUACCUCACCUUCGAAUUAUGACACCACGUCUAGUCAAAAUAUUGUUGACGAUAUUAAUUUUAAUCGCCAUAUUUCUCGGUAUAUUAGCCGCACUCGCCUUUUCAUCUCAACCAUGGUUGUUAACAUACGCUACAAACUACACGAUCACACUCAGUAAUAAUCAUAUCGUUACACAAUCAACAAAUGUUGAUUCCAGUACACCUCUUCAUUCUGAGGAUAUUGCAACAUUACGUCUAUCACUUCUUCAAACUUACUUGUCCAACAGUAGUAUAAAACAUUUAAAUAUAACAAAUUUUUCAUUCGAACUUAUUAACACACGUGUACGAUGUUUUGCCGAUACCACAAUUAUUUCCGAUGGUUUUCGUCAAAUACUAAAACAUGUAUCAAAUAAAAUAUUUUAUCUUUGCAUUGUAAUUGUCACUGUAUUGUAUACAAUCACAUACAUUCUCGCACUGAGACGACAAGCACCACGUUUACGGGCAUUAAAAAAAAGUAUCAAUGUUUUAGAUCGUUAUGAUCGAUAUGACAGUGUAUCACAGAUGAAUAGUUUCACUGAUGCAGCAACAAUACAGACAGGCUCGACAUCGUGCUGUGCACAAUUAUUCUAUAGUCCUCAUCGUUUGACAAUACCGGCAGACAGUCUUAAAGCACAUAGGCACAGACCUGAGUUAUCGAGUUUCAAUGAAUAUGAAUUACAUUCAAAUGUUACUGAAGUGAAUAAUGCUGGAAAAAAAAUAGAAGAAAGUAUAUCCUCAUCUUCAGGAGAAGAAGUUACCGCAUCACAUCAACAACAAAAAACGGUCUCAUUCAAUAUUGAGAGGCAAAAUUUAUCCAAUAACGAAAAAUGUGUAUCGUUACCGUCUUUACAUCUUGACAAGAACAAUAAUCCGACUCAAUAUAAAUUCAAUUGUUUUGGUAAACACCGACAAAUUCUUGUCACUAUCCGUUUACAACGUCCUAAAUUUCCAUUUGCUUUUAUUCGGCGUGAACAACAGAUUCAGUCAGUUAUUCCCAGCUGUUCAGAUGAAAUGAAAGAAACAAAUAGUCAUGCAUCAUUGAAUAAUUCAAAUAGUGAUACUCUAAAGCGACAGUUGAAACAACAUCGAAUUAAACAAAUACGAAUGGCAUCAACAUUUUUAAUGAUCACCAUGUCAUUUAUCGCCUUUUAUUUACCAUCGAUAUUGAAUGCCGAAAGAAUUAUUAAGUCACCAUUGUGGAUCUAUUAUUUAUAUUUAUCCACACACGCUCUAAAUCCAAUUAUUUACUGUUUUAUGAACGGCAGUCUAAGAAUGUAUGUUUUAUCAAUGUUAAGAUGUGUAAAAUUAAGCGAAAUAUCGAGUUUUGAAAGAUCAGUUAAUACAAGAUAA